Molecule: messenger RNA, 1848 nt
Organism: Cynoglossus semilaevis (tongue sole)
Lineage: Eukaryota; Metazoa; Chordata; Actinopteri; Pleuronectiformes; Cynoglossidae
Gene: chid1
Product: chitinase domain containing 1
Exons: 12
Coding region: 251-1405 (384 amino acids)
Biological process (GO): carbohydrate metabolic process
Cellular component (GO): endomembrane system
Molecular function (GO): oligosaccharide binding; chitin binding
Source: RefSeq, a predicted model, not a curated record
AACAAACGUGUCAAUCAAACUGAACCCCACCAGCACGACAGGAGUGAGAGCUUGGUGUUUACAGAUUAAACAGGGUUUUUUUCUGCAGAAUGGCAGGUUGUUCUGUGUGAUCUGCACGAAAAAAAUGCAGCGUAUGUCUCCUAUUCUAAACAUCUCACUCAGGAAGAGAGGAACGAAGCUUUCGUGUUGCAAACUGAGCUAACCGUUUUUAUUUGAAAUAUUCACGAAUCGUUUUAACUUGUUUUUAGAAAUGAGAACGGCUUUAGUUCUGUUGUAUAUCAUCUCCGGCUGCUGGUUGGUCAGUGGCACACUUUCUAAAACUGAUGCCAAAAAGUCGCAUAAAGCUGAGACAUCUCCGUCAGAGUAUUCUGUGCUGGACAGAGGCCUCGUUGUCUCAGACCCAAACUGGAAAGACAUAGUGAGGGAUGAAAAGGUACACUGCUCUCACAUCAAGAAAAACUUUCCAGGAGCGGUGCUUGGAUACGUCACACCUUGGAACGCUCAUGGAUAUGAUGUUGCCAAAAUGUUUGGUCCCAAACUGACCUCCGUAUCUCCAGUGUGGCUUCAGCUCCGUCGUCGAGGUCGCGAAACCUUCGACGUUACCGGACUCCACGAUCAUGACUCGGGUUGGGUCAAAGCUGUACGGAAAUCAAACAAAAAAGUCAGAAUGGUGCCCAGACUGUUACUCGAUGGUUGGUCUUACCAAGACUACAUGAGCGUGCUGGGAAGUGAGGACGAGAUAGAAGAGCUGUCAAACGAGCUGGUAGAUGUUGCAAAGACUGAGGGUUUUGACGGUUUCACCUUGGAGCUGUGGAGUCAGCUGGGCGGCAACAAGAGAAGGGAGCUGGUGCAUUUUGUGAAACAUGUAUGUGAGACUCUGAAGGCUAAGAAACUCGACUGCAUUCUUGUUAUUCCGCCCCCUGUGACAAGCACGGGACAGCCAGGGAUGUUCGGCAGGGACGACUUUGAGCAGUUGGCCCCGGUGGUUGAUGGAUUCAGCCUCAUGACUUACGACUUCUCCAGCGGUCCAAGUCCAGGCCCCAGUUCCCCUCUGUCCUGGGUGAGAGACUGUGUUCUGCAGCUCGCACCCAACACUCAGUGGAGGGAAAAGAUCUUGUUGGGACUUAAUCUGUAUGGUCUUGAUUUUGCAAGCCAGGGAACAGAGCCAAUCCUGGGAGGAAGGUACAUUGAAAUUUUGCGAGAACAGAGACCCAAACUGGUCUGGGAUGAAAAUUCUUCAGAGCAUCAUUUCAGUUAUAAAAGUGCCAAUGCUGCAAAGCACGUGGUUUAUUAUCCGUCACUUAAGUCAAUCCAUCUACGGAUAUCUUUAGCCGUGGAACUGGGAACUGGGAUUUCCUUAUGGGAGCUGGGACAAGGACUGGAUUACUUCUACGACCUCCUAUGAGAGUUUCGCUUGUUAAUGAAGAAAGUCAUGAGCACAUUCUGUUGAUGUGUUUUUAUUGCUGUGAACCCGAACAUCGGCUGCUGUUUGCAGGAUUGUUUUUCCUGCCAGUUAAAAUAACCUCUGAGAUCAGGGGUUAGUUCGUAAUCACGUUGUUUGGGGGGAGUGAAGAGAACGGAUGAAAGUGGAAUGUGUUUUAAUUGGCUCCAGCGGCAGCUAAAAUGACGUUGAAUUAAAUUUGUACAGACCCACUGAUACUCAACAACGGAAGGUACACGAUCAGUAUCUAUUUAUGUACAUGAAAUAAAAAUGCUUGUUUCAGGCUUUGAAAAUUAAUUUACACCUCUGUAUUCACUUUUGUCACGUUUUCCUUUCAAUCAAGAAAUGUGAUUUUGUUUUUGUCGACAAGUUGGGACGCUUUGUCUUGGUGCCAAAUAUAUCUUCAA